CAGAGGACGGCCAGGACUCACAAAUGCAGUGCUCUAAGAGCGUAUAUCCAUUCCACGACGGCAAAAUCGAAGAUUUCGAGCCAGUGUUCCUCGAACUCAUCCAAGUAAGCUUCAGAUCUUUUAUCACGGUACCAACUAAAUCCCUCUUUCAGAAAAACAUCAACGACGGAACCAGCCCCGAGUACACACGAGCCUUCUUCCCCACCGCUGCAUCUCUCACACGACAAGCUGAUCAAGAAGCCGAUCCCAAACUCGCCAGUGAGCUGUAUCUCCGCGCCGCCUGUCUCUAUCGCAUCUCUCGCUUUCCUUACAUCUCCUCAUUCCCAUUCGUGAACGACUCGACAAAAUGGCAUGCCUGGACUUUGCAGAAAGAAGUCUACCUGAAAGGUGCAUCGAAAUGGGAAGUCCCUAUGACAGAAGUCCUUAUUCCACAUAUCCACCGAUCUGGCGACGAUAAGCAGGAUAUCCCCGCCUACGUGCGAAUCCCCAAGGGAAAAUAUAAAUCCCCAGCUGUCCUCCUCAUGACUGGUCUCGAUGGGUAUAGACCCGAUAACACUACUCGCAGCGACGAGUUCCUCGCCCGAGGCUGGGCUUCAGUCAUUAUUGAGAUUCCUGGGACUGCAGACUGUCCCGCCGAUCCGAAAGAUCCUGUUGCGAGCGAGAGGUUGUGGAGUAGUGUUCUGGACUGGAUGGAGCAGGAUGGCCGGUUUGAUAUGGGCAGGGUUAUGGUUUGGGGGUUGAGUGCAGGAGGGUAUCAUGCGGUGAGGGUGGCGCAUACGCAUAGAGAGAGGCUGAGAGGCGUGGUUGCUCAGGGGGCGGGGGUCCAUGAGUUCUUUGGGAGGGAGUGGAUUGAGAAGGCGGAUGGACAUGAGUAUCCUUUCAAAUUGAGUCCGGCGAUGGCGUGGAAACAUGGAUAUAUGAAUGUGGAGGAUUACAAGAACGGUGUCCAGAAGAAGUUCUCACUUCUUGAAACUGGACUUUUUGAUCAGCCGUCAACGAGACUGCUUCUGAUAAACGGGACUCAUGAUGGGUUGAUGCCGAUUGAAGAUUCGAUGUUGUUGUUUGAGCAUGGAAGUCCGAAGGAAGCGAGAUUCUUUGACAAGGCAUUGCAUAUGGGAUAUCCUCUGGCGAACUCGGCGGUAUACCCUUGGAUGGAGGGUGUGAUGGCGUAGUUGGGGAUACUGGCAAGUAAGGAAGUGUUUUGUGAGAAUGAGGCCGAUCUCACACGAUUGUUGGUGUUCUGGUUUGGUUGUACCGCAAAGGGGUAUCGAUUUAAAGCAUCCGUGCUGCACAUUGCUUCUCAAGUGUAAUGAUAUAUGAUUUAUUUUUGAU
Messenger RNA from Cadophora gregata, 1332 nucleotides. RefSeq lists its product as uncharacterized. The record is from RefSeq and is a predicted model, not a curated record. The transcript is spliced from 4 exons. NCBI's taxonomy places the organism in Eukaryota, Fungi, Ascomycota, Leotiomycetes, Helotiales, Ploettnerulaceae. The coding region runs from base 24 to 1172 and encodes 382 amino acids.